AUGGAGUCGGUCCUGAGUUUAAGGGAUGAAGAAGAAGAAGAAGAAGAAGAAGAAAGUGAUUUCGGGUUGUUAGCCCGUGCACGGGCUAGCAGCGAUACUCAAAAUACUUUGGUAUCGGUGGGAGUUGAUAAUGCUCCGUCCAGGCUUGAUGAGGUCGAGGAGGAGACUUUGACCCAAGUUCCCGAGCUGAGGGAGACCGAGGAUGUUUUACCUCGGGGCAAAGAGACCGUCGAAGAAGCUGCGGAUGUCGGUGUGCAAACCGAGCAUGAGGCUCCCCAAGACGGAGGCGGCGCCCAAAAAGACCUGCUUGGGGAAAUAAAUAUCGGGGAUUCCCCCUCUUUCCCUUCAUUUUCCCAGUCGAUGAUACGUGACGCUCAAGCUGUGGAGACUUGUCACGGGGAGGGAGCCCAUAGAGAGGAGGUCCCUUUCCGUGGUUAUUUUAUCGGGGUAGAACAUGUCAUCGGCCCGAGUGACUUGGAGGCUCCGAAGAAGAGCUCGAGUGAGGUAGGAGCGCCUUGCCUUUUCAACGAAGCCCAACAGGCCCUAAAUAGGUACAAAGCCGAAGUUCGAAGGCUUACUGAGGAGAGAGAUGCCUUAAAUCUUCUCAUAGAGCAGAGAGAAGGAGAAGUAAAAGGACUUCGGGCUGAGCUGGAAACAUCUCGAAAAGAACAAACUGAGCUGGCCGAGCAGGUCAAACAAAAGUUCGAUGUGAUCAGGCAGCUUCGUGUUGAAGUGGACGUAGUGAAAUCGGAGGCCGGGGAAUGGAAGAAGAACAUGGACCGCCUCGCCUCAGAAAAAGAGACUGCCCAGACUCAACUGGCUUCGGCUGAGGCCCAACUCCGAAGCUUGAAAGAGAAAUCCUUGGUGCAAGCCAAGAAAAUUGAGGAGUUCCAGUCUCGGUUGAGCUCAGCAAAUUCUGAUCGAGAGAGACUGGCCACAGAACUCGCAGCAAAUUCCGAUGCAUUAGUGGUCGUUUAUCAAUCUGAUGCCGAAGUUGCUCAUGUUCGAACAAAAGAGGUUGUUGAGGCUGCUCAGGCUCAAGCAAACUGGGUUGUCGAUCAUGCUAAAUGCCAGUCUCGAAGGGAGACUCUCGAAGAGAUCCAUGCUCGUGGCUUCGAUCUUACAGCCGAGAUCGAGAAAGCUAAGGAGCUUGAAGUCGAAGCCAGAGUGUUGGCCUUUCCUGAUGAUGAUGAUACCAGGAGUGUGAGCGGAUCUAAAAGUGAAGGGGGCCUCGAGGGCGAAGAUGCUGCUCCCGGAGAGGACUAA
Molecule: messenger RNA, 1266 nt
Organism: Nicotiana tabacum (common tobacco)
Lineage: Eukaryota; Viridiplantae; Streptophyta; Magnoliopsida; Solanales; Solanaceae
Source: RefSeq, a predicted model, not a curated record